CUCUGGGCCCCCUAUUGGCGGCCUUGCCCCGUUACGCACUUGCCUCGCGUUCACAUACCCGGGGAGGGCAGUAGAAAGGUGAUCAAUCUUCAUCAGGCUACAUUUCCAAUCACCUAAACAACCGAGCAAGACAAGCCACUCCGACAAGGUUGGCUGCCCCGAGGGCCUUGCUGAGGGCACGAGGUAGAUGGUGAACAGCCCAGGCGGCGGAGGGCAGGCCAGGCCCCCAGAAGCAACAGCUUGAAGGACUUCGGAAGUGGGGGCCCUGAACUGCUCCUGGCCCCAGGCCCCCUGGAUCCGUCGGGGCGCCUCCACCCGGCUGUUAGCAUGAUGUCUUACCUCAAACAACCCCCAUACGGCAUGAACGGGCUGGGCCUAGCUGGCCCUGCCAUGGACCUCCUGCACCCCUCUGUGGGCUAUCCUGCCACUCCGCGGAAGCAGCGACGGGAACGCACCACCUUCACGCGUUCACAGCUGGACGUGCUGGAGGCCCUUUUCGCAAAGACUCGCUACCCGGACAUCUUCAUGCGAGAGGAGGUAGCGCUCAAGAUCAACUUGCCGGAGUCCAGAGUCCAGGUUUGGUUCAAGAACCGCCGCGCCAAGUGCCGCCAGCAGCAGCAGAGCGGGAACGGAACGAAAAGCCGGCCGGUCAAGAAGAAGUCGUCCCCAGUGCGUGAGAGCUCGGGCUCGGAGAGUAGCGGCCAGUUCACGCCGCCUGCCGUGUCUAGCUCUGCCUCUUCGUCUAGCUCAGCGUCCAGUGCCUCCGCCAAUCCCGCGGCUGCUGCGGCCGCGGGCCUGGGUGGGAACCCGGUGGCAGCCGCGUCCUCUCUGAGUACACCUACUGCUUCGUCCAUCUGGAGCCCGGCCUCCAUCUCGCCAGGCUCGGCAGCGCCAUCCGUGUCCGUGCCAGAGCCACUGGGCGCGCCGAGCAACGCCUCCUGUAUGCAGCGCUCGGUAGCCGCAGGUGCCGCCACUGCGGCGGCCUCCUACCCCAUGUCUUAUGGCCAGGGCGGAAGCUACGGCCAGGGCUACCCCGCGCACUCUUCCUCUUACUUUGGCGGUGUAGACUGCAGCUCCUACCUAGCGCCCAUGCACUCUCAUCACCACCCGCACCAGCUUAGCCCUAUGGCACCCUCCUCCAUGGCUGGCCAUCACCACCACCACCCGCACGCACACCACCCACUGAGCCAAUCUUCAGGCCACCACCACCACCAUCACCACCACCACCACCACCAAGGUUAUGGAGGCUCUGGGCUCGCCUUCAACUCCGCCGACUGCUUGGAUUAUAAGGAGCCUGCUGCCGCCGCUGCUUCCUCUGCCUGGAAACUCAACUUCAACUCUCCCGACUGUCUGGACUAUAAGGACCAGGCCUCUUGGCGGUUCCAGGUCUUGUGAGCCCAGGAAUGAGAGGAAGUGGAGGAGAAACGCAACUACCUGCGCCCGCCGUGGUCCCCAUCCCGUUGCUGCUGCCGCACCGCUCGCCUUUGCCUUGGCUUUUCCAAAACUGAAGUUUCACUCCCCCAAGACGUCCAUUGCCUGCACUGCCGCUCCCAGCUCCGUACCACUUGCUUGGGGGAGGGUAGACCCUCUCCCCUUUGGAGAUGGGGCCCGGUGCUUCUGCUUGGCCCUCAGUCUCUUCACGGGAUGGCAAUGUGCUCUCCCUCUCAACUCGUGAGUCACCCCUCAAGUCUUUCUGGACAGCUUUCGUGCACCCGGAGCCUCCUGGGGCUCUUCGUUCGCUCUGACCCUCUGUUUUGAGCUCAACAGUUUUAUUUAUUCUUUCUGGACACUGAAGUCACUAGCUGGCAUUAGCUACCGUUUGGAGUGCACCCAUACACACUCCUCUGAAUCAAACCCACGGUCUCUCCAC
Molecule: messenger RNA, 1870 nt
Organism: Phodopus roborovskii (desert hamster)
Lineage: Eukaryota; Metazoa; Chordata; Mammalia; Rodentia; Cricetidae
Gene: Otx1
Product: orthodenticle homeobox 1
Exons: 5
Coding region: 328-1395 (355 amino acids)
Biological process (GO): multicellular organism development; regulation of transcription by RNA polymerase II
Cellular component (GO): nucleus
Molecular function (GO): RNA polymerase II cis-regulatory region sequence-specific DNA binding; DNA-binding transcription factor activity, RNA polymerase II-specific
Source: RefSeq, a predicted model, not a curated record